AGUUUUCCUUAUUUGCUGAAAAAGGCCUGCGUUAGAGGAUGAUGCACGUGGGAGGAGACCAGGAGCCCCUCGACGUGAGGCGUGGCGAAUGCUAUGCCCACUGGAAGGGCCAAGUGCUGAAUUCAGAUGAGCUGCAGGAGUUGUACGAAGGCCUGAAGCUGAACAACGUGAAUAAAUAUGACUACGUGCUGACAGGUUAUACGAGGGACAAGUCGUUCCUGGCCAUGGUGGUGGACAUCGUGCGGGAGCUGAAACAGCAGAACCCCAGGCUGGUAUACGCGUGUGAUCCAGUCUUGGGUGACAAGAGGGAUGGCGAAGGCUCGAUGUAUGUCCCGGAGGACCUCCUUCCCGUCUACAAAGAAAAAGUGGUGCCGGUUGCAGACAUCAUCACACCUAACGAGUUUGAGGCCGAGUUACUGAGUGGCCGGAAGAUCCACAGCCAGGAGGAAGCCUUGGCGGUGAUGGACAUGCUGCACGCUAUGGGCCCCGACACCGUGGUCAUCACCAGCUCCAACCUGCCCUCCCCGCAGGGCAGUGACUACCUGAUUGUCCUGGGGAGCCAAAGGAGGAGGAAUCCCGCUGGCUCCGUGGUGAUGGAACGCAUCCGGAUGGAUAUUCGCAAGGUGGAUGCCGUCUUUGUGGGCACUGGGGACCUGUUUGCUGCCAUGCUCCUGGCGUGGACACACAAGCACCCCAAUAACCUCAAGGUGGCCUGUGAGAAGACCGUGUCUGCCUUGCACCACGUUCUGCAGAGGACCAUCCAGUGUGCAAAAGCCCAGGCCGGGGAAGGAGUGAAGCCCAGCCCCAUGCAGCUGGAGCUGCGGAUGGUGCAGAGCAAAAGGGAAAUCGAGGACCCGGAGAUCGUCGUCCAGGCCACGGUGCUGUGAGGGCCGCGCCGCUCACCCGCGACGCGCAGCGCGUUGGUGUCUCCGUGUUUGUCCCUGUGAAAACAUGUAACGUCUGCCUUAGAGCCAUGACCGAAACGUGAUAUUUUUUUCUUUCAUGAGUGUCCGGCAUCUGCUGGUCUUCAUUGUGAAAUGUGCCAGUUGUGCUUUGUGAAAAUGACAAAGCGGUCACAGAAAUUUGUGAUCUGAAAACCCAGCUGUCUUCCCCACAAGGCUCCUGGGCCUCCGGGAAGACAGGCCCGUUUGCCAACUCAGAGGCAUUCCAUGUGGGAGGGUGAGUGGGUGAGGCCGAGCCUGCUGCGCCUGGAGCCUCGAGUGGGCCCUGGCUGCCGCUACCACACAGGGGCCGUGUUGCGCGUGGACUGGGCCUGGGUGGCCUCUGUCUUUGCAUCUCUGAGAAGGAGUUGGGUGGUAACUGUUGGGGUCAGAAAGAAUUCUGCCAGCUAUCUUGACUGUCAUUCUGAUCAUAGCCUCUUUGUUCCUGCACUUGAACUUUUGUUUCUUACUUUGCUGCUCGUGUGGUCCCUGGCGAUUUCAGAUCUUAGGCUGUUGUUUCACCGUACGGAAGGGUUGAUGUGAGCUUGCUCGAACGCACACAGGUGCAGCGACAGGGACUUUCCCAGGCCCCGGCAAAUUCCAGUCGGUCGGCAGACCUCUCAGGUAUCCGCAGGGCCUCCUGUAACCCGUGGCCGUCUUCCAGGAAUCUGCCGCACCACAUGAGGAAGAUGCUAAUGCAGUAAGGUCCGUGCUGGGCCGAGAGCAGCUUUGAAGCUCCAGAGAGCCACCCCGUCAGGUUCCUUGUGGAAGCUCCCCGCAUCCGUGCUGCAGCAGGCUGAGCACUGCACGUUUGCCACGUGCUGCCCGUGACAGCACAUCAAGCCACAGCGUUUGUAGACAGGACAGAGGGGUGCCCGCCCCCUGCCCCUGCUGGCACGGCAGUUCCUAGGCCCUUGGGCAGGCUGGGGUGGCGGCAGAGGCCACGGCACCAGCUCUGACAAGUCCCAUCAUCCUCUGCUCAGCAAUGACCUCCCUGGCCCCACUUUGCCCAGAGUUUGGGGUCCCUCCAGGUAUAGCUAUAGGCAGCAGUACCUAUCUCUGGCCUGCCUUGAUUUCAACCACACCCCUAUAGCCCUGCACCCCACCUCUGGGCAUGCAGAAGUUUGUGUCUCCAAGGAACCCACAGGUGGAGAGAAAUCGGGAGAUGCAGGAAGUGGGGGCCCAUGGGGCCCCUAGGAAGCAGACUCUCCAAGGGGUACCCCCACCCCACUACCUUCCCCACAGACGGGCCCCUCCCAAAGCCCACACCCUCCUGUGAGACCAUUCCAGUGUCUUCUAGAAAGACUCACUUGCCGGGAGUGCAUUCUUUGUUGAAAAAUGCCCUAAGGUGAAAAGAUGCAGGUUUAUUGGAACCCCCCACCCCCGUCCCACUCUUUCCCACUCUGUUCGAUCUGAACAUCUUCAUGAGUGUGCGUCAGGGCGCCCGGCUCCCUCACCUCAACCAGUGAGUCAGACACAGGUUUCCCAGCCGUGUUUCCUGGCUUCGAGGACACGAGUGGCAGGCCCCUUGCAGCCCAGGGCCGCUGGUCCCUGCAGGGCGCUGCCUCACCAGCAGGAAGGAGGAAGGCUGUAGCCGGAGCCUGGCGGGGAGGCGGCCUCCCCGGUGUGUGAGUGCAGGGGUCCGCCAGAGCCACCUGGGCCUCCGGAGGGCCUUCAGCUGGAAAUACCCUCACUGCCAAGUGGAGACUGCGGCGUGUGCCACAUUGCCAGCCACCAGGAAAGCUUAUCUUUUUCUUUUCUUUUUUUUUUUUAAACAUCAAGAGCACAUAUAGCACGGGGGAGAGAACCUGAAUGCCUGUUCUGUGAGCUGGUGAAAACCCAGCAUGAGAACGCAGUGUCAGGCUCCUUCUGCCCGUGCAGUGGGUGUUACGGGCGGUGUGCCCUGGCGAGCGAGCUUUGAUUCUCGGUUCUUUGAGGCUCCUUUCAGAGGCUGAGUCCCCACAUCAGCAUUAGUUCUUGGACUUCCCUAUAUUAAGCAAGAAUUAGGAGAAUGGCUGUGCCCACAGGCGCCUCCUGUAAAUCCUGAGCUCUCUGGCGCAAUCCGAAACUUCUCUUUUGUUUUCUUUGGCUGUAUCGGCCGAGCCAGGAGAGGCCUGGGCUGUGACUAAGGAGAAAGAAAUCAGCGGUUUCUGAGAGCAGACGGUGGCUUUGUGGGUGCAGGGCUUUUGUGGAAACUGUCAGCCUCUGUGGGAAGUGUCCGGCAUCCCCUCCCCAGACUGCCUGCUGUCACCACAGAGCUGCUGGAGCCUGCCUUGUCCACGGCCCAUUUCCACCCGGGCAUGUUCGUCUCUCGUGACUUGGGCAGAGGCCCCCGGUGGUCCUGCGUUUCAGUUUCCCAUCCAGGAAGGUAACCAUGGGCAUUGGCAGUGGGUUUCCAUAUGGCUUGGAUCCAAAUUAGAAUUGGUCUUUGUGUUCGCUUUCCAUCGUUAAUAACAGGCAAAAUAAUGAGAAGAAUUUACUUUAAGGUGAGAGAUGUAUUAGUCCAACAUUGCCUGCUCAUUGUCAGGGUACAGAAUUUUAAUACUUUCUUCAUCCAGUUUUUCAAACUUCUCCUUGUAGACCAUAAGGAUGAAUUCCCCGACAGGAUCCUUUUUAAAAUCUAUUUUAAAUUGUUGUCUGGUCCUGCCGAGGUUAGUAUGUGCAUCUGCUGUUUUUUCAAUACAUGUAAACAGGUACAG
This is a messenger RNA of Piliocolobus tephrosceles (Ugandan red Colobus), 3640 nucleotides long. RefSeq names its product pyridoxal kinase (gene PDXK). Gene Ontology annotation, biological process: pyridoxal 5'-phosphate salvage. Bases 39 to 887 code for a protein of 282 amino acids. Gene Ontology annotation, cellular component: cytosol. The transcript has 10 exons. NCBI's taxonomy places the organism in Eukaryota, Metazoa, Chordata, Mammalia, Primates, Cercopithecidae. Gene Ontology annotation, molecular function: pyridoxal kinase activity. The record is from RefSeq and is a predicted model, not a curated record.